Molecule: messenger RNA, 2960 nt
Organism: Fundulus heteroclitus (mummichog)
Lineage: Eukaryota; Metazoa; Chordata; Actinopteri; Cyprinodontiformes; Fundulidae
Gene: pfkpa
Product: phosphofructokinase, platelet a
Biological process (GO): canonical glycolysis; fructose 6-phosphate metabolic process; fructose 1,6-bisphosphate metabolic process
Cellular component (GO): membrane; 6-phosphofructokinase complex; cytoplasm
Molecular function (GO): fructose-6-phosphate binding; monosaccharide binding; AMP binding
Source: RefSeq, a predicted model, not a curated record
GAAUGAACGCUGCUGUGCGAGCCGUGGUCCGAAUGGGGCUGUACGUGGGCGCUAAAGUUUAUUUUAUUCACGAGGGGUAUCAGGGAAUGGUGGAUGGAGGGGACAACAUAAGAGAAGCCACAUGGGAAAGUGUCUCCAGCAUGCUGCAAGUGGGCGGGACCGUCAUCGGCAGCGCCCGCUGCAAAGACUUCCGCAGCCACGAGGGCCGCCUGAAGGCAGCUCACAACCUGGUGCAGCGCGGCAUCACCAACCUGUGCGUGAUCGGCGGCGACGGCAGUCUGACGGGAGCCAACCUCUUCAGGGAGGAAUGGAGCGGCCUGCUCACCGAGCUGGUGGAGCAAGGUCUGAUCGAAGCCGACGCCGUGCAGAAGUACACGGCGCUGCACAUCGUGGGGAUGGUGGGCUCCAUCGACAACGACUUCUGCGGGACGGACAUGACGAUCGGCACCGACUCGGCGCUGCACAGAAUCAUCGAGGUGGUGGAUGCCAUCAUGACGACUGCACAGAGCCACCAGAGGACGUUCGUGCUGGAGGUCAUGGGCAGACACUGCGGCUACCUGGCCCUGGUGAGCGCGCUGGCCUGUGGCGCAGACUGGGUGCUGAUCCCCGAGAUGCCUCCGGAGGACGGCUGGGAGGAGAAGAUGUGCGAGAAACUAUCUGCGACCCGGUCCAGGGGAACACGGUUGAACAUAAUCAUAGUUGCAGAGGGAGCCAUUGACAGGCAUGGGAAACCUAUAACUUCCGGUAUUGUCAAGGAUCUUGUUGUCAAAAACUUGGGUUUCGACACACGAGUCACCAUCUUGGGGCACGUGCAGCGAGGAGGGACGCCGUCCGCUUUCGACCGCAUCUUGGCCAGUCGUAUGGGGGUGGAGGCCGUCCUCGCCCUUCUGGAGACCACCGCCAACACGCCGGCCUGCGUGGUCUCCCUGUGCGGGAACCAGUCGGUGCGCGUCCCUCUCAUGGAGUGUGUGCAGACGACUCAAGAGGUCCAGAAGGCCAUGGACCAGAAACGGUUCGAGGAGGCCGUUAAGCUUCGGGGCAGGAGCUUUGAAAACAACCUGAGGACGUACAAACUGCUGGCUCACCGCAAACCCGAAUCGGAGCUGCCAGUCAGCAACUUCAACGUGGCGGUGCUGAACGUGGGAGCCCCGGCAGCAGGCAUGAACGCCGCCGUGCGCUCAGCCGUCAGGGUGGGGAUUUCCGAGGGCCACAAGAUGUUUGCCGUCAGCGACGGAUUUGAAGGAUUUUACAAAGGGCAGAUUAAGGAGAUCAAGUGGGGCGAUGUCGGAGGCUGGACCGGACAGGGUGGCUCCCUGUUGGGAACUAAAAGAACGCUUCCUGCAAAGCAUGUUGACAAAAUUGCUGAGCAGAUGCGAAAGCACAACAUAAACGCUCUGCUGGUAAUUGGCGGAUUUGAGGCCUUCCUGUCACUGCUGGAAUUGUCAGCGGCUCGUGGGAAAUAUGACGAGUUCUGUGUGCCCAUGGUCAUGGUCCCGGCCACGGUCUCCAACAAUGUGCCUGGCUCAGACCUCAGCAUUGGCGCUGACACGGCUCUGAACGCCAUCACUACUACAUGCGACCGCAUCAAGCAGUCGGCCAGCGGGACCAAGAGGCGCGUGUUCAUCAUCGAGACCAUGGGGGGCUACUGCGGCUACCUGGCUACGGUGGGAGGGCUGGCCGCGGGGGCCGACGCGGCGUACAUCUACGAGGAGCCGUUCGACAUCAGAGAUCUGCAGGCUAAUGUUGAACAUCUGACAGAGAAAAUGAAGACCAGCAUUCAAAGAGGACUGGUGCUCAGGAACGAGAACUCCAACGUGAACUACACAACGGACUUUAUCUACCAGCUGUAUACGGAGGAAGGCAGGGGAGUGUUCGACUGCAGGAAGAAUGUGCUGGGACACAUGCAGCAGGGAGGAGCGCCGUCCCCGUUCGACCGGAACUUCGGCACCAAGAUCUCCGCCAAGGCCAUGCAGUGGCUCUCCCAAAAGCUGGUGGAGACGUACAGAAAAGACGAAGGCCGGGUGUUCGCCAACGCCGAGGACUCCUGCUGCCUGCUGGGGAUGCACGCCAGGGCUCUGGUCUUCCAGCCGGUCGUGCAGCUCAAGGACCACACUGACUUCGUGCACCGGAUCCCCAAGGAGCAGUGGUGGCUGAAGCUGCGUCCUCUGAUGAAGAUCCUGGCCAAGUACAAGACGAGCUACGACGUCUCCGACUCGGGGCAGGUGGAGCACGUCAUACACAGCCGACCCAAAGACUCGGACGCCUCCGUGGCCAUGUAAAGGCCCUCGCCCCGCGCGCGUCCCCCCCGUGUGCGAGACCUGCCCGUUUGAGCUGUUAGUCCAGAUGUUGUGAUGGAAGCCCAGUGAAACGCUGACCUUGUUUUGGCCACAUGUUGUGUUCAUUUCCUGUGUCUGUCCCCCCGCCCCCCCACCCAGCUUCACUCAUUCCCAUUCUACCGUCGGAUCCCGGCCGGUGAAUCUUAACCCGGCCCCCGCAGUACUCCAGAUGUUACACAGAUACAGCAGCCUCGCCAUGCAUAUGCGUGUUUCCCGUCGCCCUGGUUGUUUAGUGUUGUUGUUGUUUUUAAAUUGCACUUUCUCUGUCUCAAGUUGCGUAGACAGGCUCUGAUUGCAGAGCUGCACAAGGACAGAAUAGACACUUUAUCUGCAGUACGAACCAGAGCGUGUGUCUGCCUAGCACAAGCAUGGGCUUCAGCAUAUUUAUGAGACUGACGCAACGCCGUUCUACUGCUGCGAGUCAACUGUGUGCUGUGCUUUACACAGAGAACUAAUAUUUAUAUUCUUAACAUUGUUUAUUUUGCUUGUAAACACAGUUCUAUUAAUAAUUGUACUGUAGGCAAUGCCGUAAUGAGUAGUUGUCUGUCAUUGAUCCAACGAGUUUCAUGUGUACGGGAGCAAAGUUUACCACCGAAUAAAAUCCGACUUGACAAGUGUAACCUA